UGUAGGCCUACCUCUGCCAAGAGGCUAAAAUAUUUUGUAUUCCAUUCAUAUAUACUUUAUUUUACAAAGUGAAGUGAUAACGGCUCUAUCGGCGUGUUUUUAUUUGUCCAGUGAAAUGAGUUGCCCUUUGACCUUCCUUUAAAACAUUCGCCCUUUGCGCUACAUGGUUACGCUGGACAAUAGUAGUUGCAAGACAAUUCAAAGGGGUCGGCAAAUGACUGCUGGAACUGUCUGCAUAGUGGGACUGCUGCACGCAAAUGCAUCGUGGAAGUAGCCAUUAGCAUACCAGCUAGUCACCAAACUCGCGUUUGUGCAUGUGGAGGAAGUAGGUGUGCGCUUCCUAACGUUUUGUUCAGCGCACGUUGCUGGACCUGAGAUUGAAGAGAGCGGACGGCCUCCUGUGCGUUUGGGUUGUGACCGUUUUUUUGACUGACUGACAACAACCUGAGGAUUGCCCGUACAUGUGCCUAGAUUUGCUGCCAAUAAAGAAAAAGCUGCCAUGGAUCCGGUCCAACCAACCACAGUACCAGAGGGGUUCCGCUACGAGACUCGCUACGUUGUCCUCAGUUACCUUGGCCUGCCACCUGCCCUACGACCGUCAGCAACGCGACCCACCUCUGCAGAAGGUGGUGAUUUGCAAGAGGAGCAAAGAGAGAGAAACCGAAGAAUAAAGUCAGAGAUCGACUCCGAGUUGAAACUACUGGAGGAGGAGAUUGCAGCCUCGUCCUCCACGACUGGCUUUGACCGCCUGUCCUCCCCGGUGUUCAGCCCUGCCCAGGGAGACAGUUCUGUGGAGGACAGUCUGGCCGUGCUGGGGGACCGUGUGGCCCAGGACCUGGAUCCGUACCUGGCCAACGCCGCCCACACACUCCUCAGUGGUUCACUAGACUACGAGAGCUUUAGGAAUGCUGUUCAGGACGUGUGCUCCCACACACAGGAGGGCUGGAACCAGGUGUUGGUGCCUUUAGUGUUGCUGCAGCGGUUACAGGAUGAGGGCGAGUCUGUUGCCACAGUGCUCUCUUUAGGGAUGCGCUUCCUGGAGGAUGCACAGGCCGACUUCAUCAUCCAGCAAGGAGGAUGGGGUGCUGUGUUUAGCUUGGAGGAAGCAGAGGACACUGGUGUGAUCAUCGCCGAGGACAGCAACGACAUCUACAUCCUGUCGGGCGAACAGCUCCCCCCUGACCACCUCAGUCCGCCGGCAUCGCUCCUGGCAACAGCUGACAGCAGUGGUCCCGCCUCGUGGCAGACAGAGAGCUUGGCCGCGUCGCUAGUGUCGGGACACGAGUCGUGGGCACAGGUGGGCAUAAUGGAUCCUGAGGAUGCUAAGAGCCUGGACAGCAACGAGGGGGUGGUAGCCCUGGCAGAGGAGCGCAGCGAAAACAACUCCUCUAACUCGGACAUCGUCCACGUGGAGCGUGAGGAGGCGGAGCUUCUGGCCGAGGGGGAGGAGCUCCAGGAGAGCAUGAUGAGCGUGCUGGGUACGGAGAGCGAGCUGGCAGAGCUCAGGGCCGAGCAGAAGCAGGAAGAGGAUGGAGCCGCCGCUGUUGCCGCUGCCGCCGCCGCCACCCCACUAAGUCACACGGCGCUUCUCCCAGACGCCCCGCAGCCGCUGCUGGUGCUGGAGGAGCCCGUGGUCUUGGAGGCGCCCGCCAGCUUGGAGGCAGUGCCCUCACUUCCAGUGUCAGCCGCCACGGAGGCACCGCCAGAACCUGUCCCUGAAUCUAAACCGGAGCCCCCUGCCCCUGUCUCUGCCCCGGCCCCCGAGCCUCCACUAGAAGCCCCCAGUGCGGCCCCUGUGGUAGAGUCCCCUCGCCCCCCAUCUCCUGUUGCCCCUCCUGCCCCUGUCCCUGCCCCAGAGCCCCAGCCUGAGCCAGCAUUAGAGCCAGUACCAGAACCAGUACCAGAACCAGUAGUGGAGCCCGUGGUGAUACCAGAGCCUGUGCCCGUACAAGAGGCACAGCCCGAGGUCGCCCCAGAGGUACCAGAGCCCACACCGGCAGAAGUGGCAGCUGCACCGGUCCUGGAGUCCCCAGUUCCUCCACCGGUUGAAGUUCUGGUCCAGACACAAGCUGCAGAACCAACAGGCGAGCCGGAACCAGAGCCAGAGCCUGAACCCAAGCCAGAGUCAUCGGAGCUGCCUGUCCUGCUGUAUGGCGGCGCCGCCCUGGUGCUCAUGGCAGCAAUUGCAGCCUAUGGAGUGCUGGCCUAUAGGAAGAAGUAGCACAAAUCACUCCAGCCCCUGCCCUCCUGCUAUCAGCCUGCUCUCACCAAUCCACCCCAGCCUACCCCUCCCUACCGGACCCACCGAGAUCUCGGCUCGGAAACCUGGCGGCUCUGGUGCUCCGAAGCACCGGGCUCCGUCUGAAAUGUGCCCUCUUGCCACGCUGGGACUGUCUCACCUCCGCCUACCUCCCGUACUGUUACUCUCCAGUCUCCAGUCAGGCCUGAUGUGUCUCAUUUGCCACAGUCUCGUGAGGUGUAGAGUGUAUGGUUUAUGAUUUGUUGUAGAAAACUGACACUUCGUCACUCCUGUCCAGUUGGAAGAGAACAUUUCUUGUUUGCCUCCUCUGGGUUUAUUUAUGUCAUCAUGUGACCGCUGUUGUUGUUGUGGCUAUUCACGUGUGUGUGUGUGUGUGUGUGUGGGGGGUGUUUCUGUGUAUGUGUGUAUAUCUCAUCAUAGCUCCUAUGACAUCGGGAGGGGGGCAGUCUAGCAUCAUGUGGACCCCAACAGGAGUGAUGCUUUCAGUUAUUAUCUUUUCUCUCUUUCUUUUCAUCUGUUUUCCCUCAUGCACUUGUAAUUAGUUUCUGUAGUCAGGCCGCUCUGGUCCUUCCACAUUCACUUGUUCAGUCGGACCAGACAGACUGAGGAGGAUCUAGAAGAGAAUGUAGAAAUCACCUCAAAUUCACUGAGGCCGCCAACUUCUCAGUUUCAUUUUAUUGGGGAACCCUUCAAACAAUGCUCCCCAGAGGGAAAAGUUGAGCCAUCUGUUUUAAAUGGAGAACAGAGACAUACGAGAGGAGUGUAGCAACCAAAUUUCUUUCAAUUGAGCCUUUUUCUCCCAUCAAUAGUUUAGUGAAUGGCAAAAAAAUGUGCUGUUUUGCAUGGGCCUGUACACUCAAAUAGAGGCAUCACUUGAAGUUCUUUAAAGAACCACAUGUGCCUAUUUCCCACUGACACCGUCAGUGUUUGUUUUUAUUCAUCUCACUCUUAACAUGUGAUGAAAUGGAGAAUGACUACUACAGGGCUCUGACUCCGUACACUGACGAGCCACAAAGAUGCAUCACUCUGACCCAAUAUAAUGGAUGUGUCGUUUGUUUGUUUGUUUGUUUGUUUGUUUGUUUGUUUGUUUGUUUGUUUGUUUGUUUUUUGUUUUAAACUGCAGAUUUGAGUCAUCCUGAAAUAUGAAAAUAACUUUGGUAGAAAGGGAGAUGUUAGUCUUUUAGUUCAUGGGAAUGGGCUGAUACAAGUUCAUAAACAACACCAUCCCCAGCCGUUUUGAGACGAGGCAGAACUGGGCCCAACCUCAAGUCCCUAAAUGACUCAUGCACAGAUACGAUCAGAUGGUUUGACGUACAUCUGCCAUCUUGUGCAACCACUCUGUCCCCGUGACAUCUGAAGUGCUGUUGGCUAAUUAAGCAGAGCUUUAAACUUCAGCGUCUUCAGGGUCAAUCCAUAGAUGCCAUGGUGUCCAGUGAGUCUGCAGCUAUUGCCAUGUCCUACACAUUCCUAGAUGGAGAUUAUGCGAGGAGGAUGGAGAGGGAUUGUACCCUGUGAAUGUGCUUGCAGUCCCUGCACAGCUGUGACGACCCCCUUCAAAUGUAGAUAGGCGGUCCCUGCACGGUUGUGAGGACCUCCUUCAAAUGUAGAUAGUCAGUUCUAGGUCUGUUGUAGUUAGUAGGAAAUGUUGAGACAAGACUUCACCAUUCAUCUGAGUGAGAGAAACUAACUGAAAAAGGAUAUCAAAAUAAGGCUCUGGUUCCUCAAACUGUAGGGUUACCUCAGCUCAGUGAUCUGAAGUUAGAGGAAUCAUUAGACACUGACUUGACCUGGUGUCUUGUCACAGGAACUUGCUUUUCCAUUACUUUUCUGCAGUUGUACCUUUCUUUUUCAGAUUGUCUGAGGUUUAUGAUGAGCUGAGGUUAAGAAUAUGGAUAGUUUUGCUGAUGUUUUUUUUUUUCUCCCUUCAUUAAAACUGUGCUGGAAACCCUUGCAUUGCUUUAUUCAUCAGAUUUAAUGCCAGUAUACCUUUGAACACUGUGGUGUGCAUGUGUGUUUGCACAGAGGUGCAAAAAAAUGUGUGGUUGUUUAAGGAAGUUUUGUUGAGAGCACCUCCUCUGUUGAAGUCCUAGGUUUCAGAACAUUUAACACAUGCACACACACACGUACACUGAGACAUCUGUUAGCUACCAGCCCUGGCCUGUUUGGUCUUUACCUCUGUGAUCUGCAGCUCCUCUGCUCUACUCACUGCUGGGCUUUCAGACUUACAAAUUUACCGUUGACGGUCUGCCUCUGUCCUGCUGAUCACUCUCCGCACCUGAUCACCCCCUCAGGCCCUUGUCGAGCUGGUGCCCGCCCAACCUCUGUGUGCCUACCUUUCAAACACACUCUACCCAUGCUGUGUCCUCUACGUGCCUACCUUUCAAACCCUUUUACCCAUGGUGUGCCUACCUGUCAACAAACUCAGCUGAAUUACUGUGACCGCAGCAGCAUGUGCAUUGCAGCAUUUAAAAAUAUGAAAGAUGCAAUAACUGGAAUGCAACCUAAAUGGGGUAGCUGGUGAUUUUGAUAGGUAGUUAGAAUCUCCUGUGUAACUUCCAGGAGAAAGGCAUUUGUGAAGUCUGGCACAAACAAUCAGCAACAUUAACACACAGGCUUUCCUACUCUGGUGAAUGUCAAAAAAUAGGUUUAGGAAGCCUAGAAAGCAAUGACCGACAAAAUGUUCCAUUUCUAAAUCAACUGCUAUCUGGUGUGUCAAAUAAGCUAGACAUGUGGCAGUAUGGGGGUAGAUUUCAUAUUAUUUUCCAAUCACACCUGUCUUCUGUGCCCAAUCAUUUGUUACAUAUGAGGAAGUGUACUCAUGAUUGCAAUACCGUGCAUCAGUUUUGAUUACAGGAACGAGAUAAAAAGAGUGACUACUUUAAAUGUCAGGCCCGACAGCCAGACUACACCAGAAGCACAACUGAAGUGUUUUUUUUUUUUUACUUAAAAAGACUGGUCUCAUUUCUUUUUGUGCUGAGCUCUCACAUCUGAUGCAGCCAGUUCCAUUUGUAAUAGUGAAAGCUAAUUGUUGUGGCACACACUCUGCGAACAGCACGUUUCAGUUGCACACCUGGUGUAGCCCCCAUUGUAUGUAUCAUAGUGUUUGUAUUAUAAAAAGGUAAUUUUAAAAGGUUUGAGUAGAAACACACACACACACAUUCAAAUCUUUAGCUGACGGGUACUUGUUAACAAACCUACUAGUGACAGAAUGGUACACACACACACACCACACACACUCCCUGCACGUGUAGGACUGCUGCUGGAGGGCUCUGGUGUCUUGGUUCCAGUGAAAGAGGAAGUGCACUGAACCGUGAUACUGUGGUGCACAGCAGCCAAUCAGCAUAUUCACAUUGUUUCUUUGGAAACAGUUUUACUGUAAAUUUGGAUGUACAAUAUGUUUCCUACUGUACAGUAUGUGCGUCUGUGUGGUUUGAAACAAAAAGUAAAAAAUAAAGGAAAAAACUGUA
Alosa sapidissima (American shad) is the source of this 5727-nucleotide messenger RNA. RefSeq names its product BCL2 like 13 (gene bcl2l13). The transcript is spliced from 8 exons. The record is from RefSeq and is a predicted model, not a curated record. Gene Ontology annotation, biological process: apoptotic process; regulation of apoptotic process. NCBI's taxonomy places the organism in Eukaryota, Metazoa, Chordata, Actinopteri, Clupeiformes, Clupeidae. Bases 500 to 2221 code for a protein of 573 amino acids. Gene Ontology annotation, cellular component: mitochondrion.